AUGAUUGAAUUCUCGCUCGACCUCCCGAUCUGCAACACCUGCGGAGCGCAGUUCGGCACCACUUCACCUCCCAAAACGUGUCCCGUCUGCGACGACCCCAGACAAUGGGUUCCGCCGUCAGGACAAUCGUACACGACGCUCGGCGCGCUGCAGACGUCAGAGGAGAAGUACCAUAAUGUGAUUGAGCCGGAUAGCAACGAUGCGGAUUUAUACUCAGUCUACACGGUCCCGCAUUUCGCGAUCGGGCAGCGCGCGGUGUUGAUGGUGCGGGACGGGGGAAAGGCGAACGUGCUUUGGGACUGCAUUUCGUAUAUCGACAGCGACACGGUGGACAAGAUCACCGCGAUGGGCGGUAUCUCUGCGAUUUUCAUCUCUCACCCGCAUUUCUACUCGUCGCAUGUGGAGUGGGCGCGCGCGUUCGGGUGUAAAGUCUACAUCUCGUCUUACGACAAGCAGUGGGUCAUGCGUUCGAGCCCGGACGACCAGGUAUUCUAUGACGAGGACGUGGUGUCGGUUGAGGAUCAGGCGAAGGCGGAUAAGCUUACGAUCGUGCGGGUGGGAGGGCAUUUUCCUGGCAGUGCGGUGUGCUUGUGGAAGGAGACGCAUUUGCUGGUUGCGGAUUCGAUCGGGAUUGUGCUCAGCGGAUUGGGGGAGAGAGAGCGGUUGCCAGGGACUAUUACGUUUACAUUUAUGUGGAGUUAUCCAAACAUGAUCCCGCUAUCGCCGGACGCGGUAUUCGACAUAUGGAAAGCAUUGAAGCCGUUUAACUUUGAAAUCAUGCAUGGCGGAUGGGCAGAUAAGGUCGUUAAGACGGACGUCAAGAAACGACUGCUGGAGAGCUGUAAAAUUUUCGUGGAGAAGAUGGGGUAUACGCAGCAUGCUGUGUUUGAGGAGGAGCUAUAG
Myxozyma melibiosi is the source of this 903-nucleotide messenger RNA. Its product is annotated as metallo-beta-lactamase. Bases 1 to 903 code for a protein of 300 amino acids. Lineage: Eukaryota; Fungi; Ascomycota; Lipomycetes; Lipomycetales; Lipomycetaceae. The transcript has 2 exons. The record is from RefSeq and is a predicted model, not a curated record.